AUGGACAAAUGGAAUCAAACAUCAAGUGAUUUCAUUCUGUUGGGGUUAUUGCCUCCAAAUCAAACUGGUGUACUCCUCUUACUACUUUUCAUCUUCAUCUUAUGUCUUGCCUUGUUUGGUAAUUCAACAAUGAUCCACCUCAUAUGUGUGGAUUACCAGUUCCACACCCCUAUGUACUUUCUCCUCAGCCAGCUUUCCCUCAUGGACCUGAGGUACAUCUCCACCACUGUUCCCAAGAUGGCAUUCAAUUUCCUUUCUGGACAAAAAAGUAUCUCCUUCCUGGGUUGUGGAAUCCAAAGCUUCUUCUUCCUGACAAUGGCAUGUUCUGAAGGUUUACUGCUAGCCUCAAUGGCCUAUGACCAUUUUUUGGCCAUCUGCCAUCCUUUCCAUUAUCCCAUCUGCAUGAGUAAAAGGGUUUGUCUGAAAUUGAUCAUAGUGUCUUGGACAUUGGGAUCCAUCAACUCUUUGGCGUACAGAGUCUAUGCCCUACACAUCCCUUACUGCAGGUCUAGGGCUAUAAAUCAUUUCUUCUGUGAUGUCCCAGCCAUGUUGCCUCUAGCUUAUAUGGACACUUUGGUCUAUGAGUAUAUGGUGUUUGUGAGCACUAGCAUGUUUCUUCUCCUUCCUUUCCUUGGUGCCUCUGCUUCUUAUGGACUAGUACUUUUAGCUGUCUUCAAUAUGCACUCAAAAGAGGGAAGGAAAAAGGCCUCCACUACAUGCUCAACACAUUUAACUGUGGUGACACUUUAUUAUGCACCUUUUGUCUACACUUAUCUUUGACCCAGGAGUCUUCACUCACCUGCAGAAGAUAAGAUUCUGGCUGUUUUCUACACCAUCCUUACCCCCAUGCUCAAUCCCAUAUAUAGUCUGAGGAAUAAGGAAGUCCUGGGAGCUAUGAAAAGAGUGCUUGGGAUAUUUUCCUUUGUGAAAAAAAUAACCAUUUUACUCUAA
Molecule: messenger RNA, 951 nt
Organism: Castor canadensis (American beaver)
Lineage: Eukaryota; Metazoa; Chordata; Mammalia; Rodentia; Castoridae
Product: olfactory receptor 2L13-like
Biological process (GO): G protein-coupled receptor signaling pathway
Cellular component (GO): membrane
Molecular function (GO): olfactory receptor activity
Source: RefSeq, a predicted model, not a curated record